CGUCAAGGAGAAGAUGGCCGCGAGUCCGUUUGAUGAUGGCGUCAAUGUCGACUUCGAAGAUCCCACGCCUCCAGAGGAGAAGAUAGAGCUGGAAAAAUCGUGGUGUUUUUGGCACGAUAAGUACAAAGGGGUCGAACAGACAGCAGAGGAAUUCAGACACUCUCAAAAGAGGUUUUUCAGUUUUUCAACUGUACAAAAGUUUUGGCAUUGUUUCAACGCGCUGCCGGCGACGACCUCGUUGCCGUUCAAGUCGAGCUACCACCUGAUGAGGAAGGGCGUGCGCCCGGUGUGGGAGGACCCGGAGAACGAGAACGGCGGGUUCUGGGUGCUGAGGUUCGACCGGGAGACGGCGGACGCGGUGUGGAAAGAGCUGUGCGUGGCGCUGAUCGGAGAGCACUUCGACGGGGUGCUGAAGAGCGGAGACAUGGUCAACGGGGUGACGGUCAGCGUCAGAAGAGAGGACGCGGUGAUUCAAAUAUGGAACAAAAUAGCAAUAGGCGAAGCCGAAAACAAGGUGUUGUUCAAUCACGUCAAGAACAAAAUACUGAAGGAUUACGAAAUCAUAAAAUACUUUUAUAAGGCUUGUAAGCAACACAGUUCAUAUGACGGACAACUAAGAGAGAAGCUGACGGUGGAAGUCAUAUGA
Molecule: messenger RNA, 646 nt
Organism: Schistocerca gregaria
Lineage: Eukaryota; Metazoa; Arthropoda; Insecta; Orthoptera; Acrididae
Product: eukaryotic translation initiation factor 4E type 3-like
Exons: 3
Coding region: 14-646 (210 amino acids)
Biological process (GO): translational initiation
Cellular component (GO): eukaryotic translation initiation factor 4F complex
Molecular function (GO): RNA 7-methylguanosine cap binding; translation initiation factor activity
Source: RefSeq, a predicted model, not a curated record